AUGAGGAAAUUCUACAGCUCCCAGGCCCUCGGCGGCCACCAGAACGCCCACAAGCGAGAGAGGGGCGCCGCCAAGAGGUUCUUCCACUCCCAGCGGAUGAUGAUGGCCGCCGCCGCCGCCUCCAUCGGCUACCCUCUGGCAGCCGCUCGGUCGCUCGGCGUCCAGCCGCACUCUCUGGUUCACAAGCCUGCGGCGGCAGGGGCGGCGGUGGCGAGAUUCGGAGGGAGGGAAAGGGAUGGAAUUGGGAUGGGUGGUAAUUGGGCGCCGUCGUUUUUGCCGGAAGAAGGGACGGCCGUGGGUUUGGUUUGGCCGGGGAGCUUUCGAUCGGUGGUGGUAGAUAGAGAUCAGAGCUGCUCUGCCUCUGGCUCUGGCUCUGGGGAUUUGCAUAGUAGCCUUGAUUUGGAUCUCAAGCUGUAA
Linum tenue is the source of this 417-nucleotide messenger RNA. NCBI's taxonomy places the organism in Eukaryota, Viridiplantae, Streptophyta, Magnoliopsida, Malpighiales, Linaceae. The record is from the annotation of a GenBank genome assembly.